GGUUGUCCCUCCUCGGCCUCCGUUACAACAUUUCGGAACGUAUAUUCGGUGGGCCAGAUUUGUCUUUGAUACGGCAGAAACCGUACCCCGGCCCACUGGACCGAACUGUGGCCAGGACUGAUGUCUCGUCGAAAUCGACUUCUUUCGGCGGAUUGAUAAAAAAAAAAAGGAUGUCGGCGCCACCUCAACCUGCUCCUCUCGAUGUGGAGAAGCAGCAGCUCUACUCUCGGUCCCUCCUUGAUGGCCGAGCUUCUCACCCAAAGGGAGAGUACAGACGCCCUUGUGGGGGAAUCUAAUUUAGGUCGCUUGUAUCCAUGAUCUCUUUCUUUCAAUUACUACCCAAAGCUUGUGACUGUAGGGUGCAGUGUAGGAUGGGUAGUGGCCGCAGGCGGGGAGCUCAGCGGUUUGAUCCUCGGCUACAGAAGCUGUAUUUGAAUAGUAGAAUUUUUGUUUAAUGCUGUAUAGAAAUGAGUGACAGUCAGGGUUUGAGUGAAGUCACCGAAAAAGUUGCUCACAAAAUGAAGAUUGGAAAACCUUACUUAAACAAAUAAUUAUGAAUCUGAAAUGCAGUCUUUGACUUGAUGCCAACUUCUGGGUUUCCUUCGAUUGAAAAGUUUUUAGUCUCAUUUGAAUAAUGACCUGAACUUAAUAAUGAUUAGGAUCCUUUGUAUAUGCGAUUGAAUUAUAAAAUUAAAAUGACUUGUUUGACGUUUAUUGUGUGUUGGUGCUAUGUAAGUGAACUGAUUUUCUCUUCCAGUAAAAUCGAAUACUUUGCUCCAUCUCUUUUAUCUCGUCUUUUGUCAGCUACUUCACCGUACCUUUGGGGGGGGCCUCACUCCCUUCCGCCCCUCAGGUAAACCCGUCACCCACCCCAACCCCCAUUUCCCUUCUUUCCAGCCGUACCUAAGCCAAAACUGCCACUGCCAAGCUGUCAGAGAUGUCAGGACCUUUGCCAAGUCGGGCACGAGUGUACACAGAGGUCAACACUCAUCGCCCAAGGGAAUACUGGGACUAUGAGUCACAUGUUGUGGAAUGGGGAAAUCAAGAUGACUUUCAGCUGGUGCGCAAGUUGGGACGUGGCAAGUACAGCGAAGUGUUCGAGGCAAUCAACAUCACCAACAACGAGAAGGUGGUGGUAAAGAUCCUAAAGCCAGUGAAGAAGAAGAAAAUCAAACGCGAGAUCAAGAUUUUAGAAAACCUGCGUGGAGGUCCUAAUAUUAUUUCUCUCAUCGAUAUAGUAAAGGACCCCGUAUCCCGGACGCCUGCUUUGGUCUUUGAACAUGUAAACAACACAGACUUUAAGCAACUGUACCAAACUCUGACAGACUCCGACAUCCGCUUCUACAUGUACGAGAUCCUCAAGGCACUCGAUUACUGCCACAGUAUGGGAAUCAUGCACAGAGACGUGAAGCCACAUAACGUCAUGAUCGAUCACGAGCAUCGAAAGCUGCGGCUUAUUGACUGGGGCCUGGCAGAGUUUUACCAUCCAGGGCAGGAGUACAACGUGAGAGUCGCCUCGCGCUACUUCAAAGGACCCGAGCUCUUGGUGGACUACCAGAUGUACGACUACAGUCUGGACAUGUGGAGCCUGGGCUGCAUGUUGGCAAGCAUGAUCUUCAGGAAGGAACCAUUUUUCCACGGUCAUGACAACUACGAUCAGUUGGUGAGAAUAGCCAAAGUAUUGGGAACAGAAGACCUCUACGAUUAUAUUGACAAGUACAGCAUCGAGCUGGAACCUCGCUUCAAUGACAUACUGGGAAGACAUUCUCGUAAACGGUGGGAGCGCUUCGUCCACAGCGAGAAUCAGCACCUGGUCAGCGCCGAGGCUCUGGAUUUCCUCGACAAACUUCUGCGCUACGACCACCAGGCCCGAGUGACCGCCCGCGAGGCAAUGGACCACCCGUACUUCUUCUCCGUUGUGAAGGAGCAGUCUCGUAUGGCUGGAUCAGCCAACUUGCCAGGCGAUAACCCCGCUGUUACUGCAGCCAGCGUGGUCACUGGUAUCUCUGCCUUGCCAGCCUCCACUGCCCUCGGCCCUCUCAGCGGCUCCACAGUCUUAUCGGCUAACACAAACUCCAUGAGCAGUCCGGUGGCCGCUGCUCCUCAAUGACAGCCAGCGCAACCUCUCCAUCUUCAGUCCAGCAUGACUCUGCCCGAAUGCGGAAAGGGCCAGAGCGGACAGCUGCUGCUCCACAUGCCCUGCUAUGAUGGCGCCACAUAACCCUUUGAACAGGAGGCCACCUUUCUUUCUUUUUAAACUUUUUUUGUUUGUUUAGGUGAAUUUUUUUUUUUUUACUUCUCCAGUAAGAUCCAAAAUGUUAACUUUAUAACCAAAAUGAAAUUUUGUCUCAAAAAUGUACAUUAUUACCUCCCUAGGGUUAUUUUGACAUUCAGAACGUUGAGUCCAAGAGCAUGUGUUGUCUAUAACAUCUCAACAGUCCUGACUGUGACCUUCGUUAUGAGUCAGGGUUGGUCAAAAAGACCAGCAUCGACCGGACAAGAAGAUGGAAACGUUUUUAGGACCACCUGGAGCGCAUUCUAUACAGUUUAAUUAAUAAUCCACAUUAUUUAACUCCAUAACUAAGGAGAGUCGCCAUGCCUUAUAGCAGUGGUUCCCAAAGAUUUUCUGGGCCCCCCCUAUGGAUUACAAUAAAAUCUCCCCCCCCCAGAAAAAAAAAAAAAAAAAAAUCAACUGGGCACACACAUGGUGCAACCAGACAUAAACCUAUACACAUAUUUUGUUUUCAAACUCCACUGAAGUUUAUUUCACACUUCAGGUUGCAACAAAACGCACUACAAACCAUCUUUACAGUGAAACACUUUUAUGUAACAGUUUUUUUUCCCAUCCUUACCGCUUCCCGAGCCCCCCUUGCAAUGGCACUGCGCCCCCUGCAGGUGGCGCCCCCCACACUUUGGGAACCACUGCCAUAUAGUCCAUCUCUUUGUUUCUGACAUAAAACAAAGAGAUGAAGGUGUACAACGUGUCUAUGUACCUUUCAUUCAAUUGUUUUUUUAAAAAAAUUGAUAAACAUUAAAAAUGAAUUAUUUAUUAUACAUUUUCACUUGAGAUUCAACAAAUACAAUAACAAAUGCUAUUUUGGGUGUUGGACUUUGUUCGCAGGGACCCGCAGUGCAGCCAGAGAGGCAGAGAUCCAACAGCAUCUCAGUUUUUCUGACCGAUUUGCCAGUAAAAUGACAACAAAUGAUCAAAAAGUGAAGUGGAGAAAAAAAAUGGGCUAAUUCCAAUUUUUUUUUCUUUAAUUCCCUAGAGAAGCGUCCAACUUAUCGUCUCAACUUUAAAACAAUCGAUAUCUUUCCAACACAUCGUACUCAUUUAUAAAUUUGUAUUUAUUGCUGAUAUUUAAUUUGAGAUCAAUAAAAUAUUUCUGAGUUGAA
Xiphophorus hellerii (green swordtail) is the source of this 3396-nucleotide messenger RNA. Its product is annotated as casein kinase II subunit alpha-like. The transcript is spliced from 13 exons. Gene Ontology annotation, cellular component: nucleus; cytosol; protein kinase CK2 complex. The record is from RefSeq and is a predicted model, not a curated record. Gene Ontology annotation, biological process: peptidyl-threonine phosphorylation; peptidyl-serine phosphorylation; regulation of cell cycle. Gene Ontology annotation, molecular function: ATP binding; protein serine/threonine kinase activity. Lineage: Eukaryota; Metazoa; Chordata; Actinopteri; Cyprinodontiformes; Poeciliidae. Bases 938 to 2110 code for a protein of 390 amino acids.